AUGGCCUUGCAGCUGCCGCUCCAUCUGGCUCUCCUGGGGCUUGGCAUCGCUGGGUCCUUGGUCCAGGGACGCAGCCUCCAUGCAUCCGCAGCCGGUGGGCGGCUGGGAGAGGUCAGAGCUUUGGGAUUUGGGUUCCCACGGUACCCGGAUGAACGCUACUUCCAUCCCCCAGCCUGGCCAACCCUCUUUGGUCUCCAAUCGCCCGAGGUCACCCAGGACCCCCUCCAGAUCCCGAGCAACGGGAGCGCGCCUUUACUGGUGACGGUGCAGGUGUUCGUAUCUAACGUGUUUAACGUGGACAUCCUGCGAUACACAGUGUCCUCGGUGCUGCUGCUUCGACUGUCCUGGCUGGACACCCGCCUGGCCUGGAACGCAAGUGUGCGCACUCAACACGCGAUCACGCUGCCCUGGGACUCCAUCUGGAUACCAGGACUCACCAUUCAGGAGGCGCUUUGGGUGGACUGGCGGGACCAGAGCCCGCGGGCACGUGUGGACGCAAACGGCAACGUGGAACUCUACCUGGCCCUCACCACGGAGACCAACUGUGACUUCGAGCUUCUCCGAUUUCCCCGGGACCAGAGCAACUGUAGUCUCAGCUUUUAUGCGCUGAGCAACACGGUGAUGGAGUUAGCGUUCCAGGCCCACGCGGUCAAUGAGAUUGUGAGUGUCAAGAGGGAAUACGUAGUUCAGGAUUUGAAAAUCCAAGUCCUGCCCCAGCAGCUUGUGCCCUGUUUCCAGGUGACGCUGAGCCUGCAGAACACUGCGCUAAAGGCCAUCAUUGCUCUCUUGGUCCCUGGGGAGGCACUGCUGUUGGCAGAUGUCUGUGGGGGGCUGCUGCCCCUUGGGGCUCCGGAACGCCUGGGCUACAAGGUGACCCUGCUGCUGAGUUACCUGGUCUUCCACUCAUCCCUGGUGCAGGCACUGCCCAGCUCCUCCUCCUGCAACCCACUGCUCAUCUAUUUCUUCACUGUCCUGCUGCUGCUGCUCUUCCUCAGCACUGUGGAGACAGUACUGCUGACUGGGGUACAGGCCUACAGCAGUCGGGGAACCCAGAUCAGCCCUAGCCCCUGCCCAAGAAGUGGACAGCGAGAUCAUGGAGACCCAGGACCUAGUUCUCAAGGAGCCCCUGGAGGACGAAAGGGGUCAGGGAAGAGCUGGGCUGAGGCUGCCGACAGCAUCUUUUUCCUGGCGUACGUGGCUGGAGUUGUGUGCAGCCAAGCCAUUUUCGUGGGCAUCUGGAUGUGGGCAGUGUGCAAGUCAGACCCCGCCCCUGGAGAGGCUGCGCCCCAUGGUGGGCAGCCCCGGCUGUAA
Molecule: messenger RNA, 1311 nt
Organism: Chrysochloris asiatica (Cape golden mole)
Lineage: Eukaryota; Metazoa; Chordata; Mammalia; Afrosoricida; Chrysochloridae
Gene: ZACN
Product: zinc activated ligand-gated ion channel
Exons: 8
Coding region: 1-1311 (436 amino acids)
Biological process (GO): chemical synaptic transmission; signal transduction; nervous system process
Cellular component (GO): membrane; neuron projection; synapse
Molecular function (GO): neurotransmitter receptor activity; extracellular ligand-gated monoatomic ion channel activity; transmembrane signaling receptor activity
Source: RefSeq, a predicted model, not a curated record